UUCUCAUUUUCGGAUUACGCUUCUAGCAUGUGUACUAUACUUGAACGAAAUUCGGAAAAAUGUCUUCUUGUUGCUAUGCCAGCCUUUUGUGCAACACCUUAUUUAACUUGACAAAUGUACAGUAGAAGCUAACACUCGAAAUUUCAUUUCUCCUAUCAGAUCAAAGGAGCUGUGAGUGCUAGUCACUCUGUUAUAGGAUCAUUAGGGAUCCUUGUAGAAUAUUGUCUAAACUAAAAACAAUAAAAUUAGUGGAAAAUGUAAUAAUACGAAAAACCAGUUCGAAUGAAACGUCGUCGUUUGCUAUCCGUUUAUGCCUAAAGCAGACGGCAUGACACGUUGGUCUCAAUUUAUUUUUUAAUUAUCGACAAAAACAAUUAUACGGAGAAAAAUAUUUUCAGGUAUUUUAUGCUAUUUAAUUCGAGAAAUAAUUUCCGGAAUCAGGAAUCAAAUUCCAGUUUAAAAUGUUUUGUUACUUAACAAUGAAAUAAAUAAUAUCCGCUUAACGAUUUUUAUAACAAUAUCAAUUAUUUGAUUGUUUUCACCGUAACGUCGUGUCCAAUUAAGAUCAUGGAUUAUUUGACGAUACAAUGCAAGGAUAAACAGAGAAUUACUAUUUCACAUUCGGAAUUAUGCGACAACAGUGGAAUAAUGAAGGACAUGAUUCUUUUAUCUCCAAAAUAUCAAUCUAUUACGUUUCAUUUUUCGUUUCACUAUAAUGUAAUGUCAUACAUCGUAAACGUUAUGAAAGGAAGUCGUCCACCGAUUACAUCUGUACGACACGCAAUGGAUAUAUACGAUGCCAACACAAAAGUUGGUGCUAAGAACGUAAAUAGGAACGUUCGACGUUAUCUUCAUUCGGCGGUUACUAUUAAAACUGUUUGCGCCAUACACGAUUUUGCAUGCCGUUAUAAAGAAAUAUACAUCGAGUACACGUGUUGGAUACAAUUCGACCACCAUUGGAAAGACAUAUUCUUUUCCAAUUACCACUUUGAAUGUGAAGCCACCACCAUAGACAGAUUGGUUUCUCGACCCGUGUAUCAAACACUGGACGAGCUGAAUCUUUUCUGGAUUGUGUACGACUGGGCGAGUAGAAAAGCCGGCACCACACUACCCUUGAGGUCUGUUAUGAAGCCGUACCUUCAGAAAAUUCGAUUCCUGGCAAUGGAUCCAGAAAAUAUAGAAGAAAAUCUUUUCCACAAAAUCAGAUAUACUGUACUUUCGGAAGAGGACAUUCGAGGUAUCAAGCAUUAUCAUUCGACCGGAGACGUAUCGAGAGUUCCUUGUGAUAUUUGCAGCUAUACUUUCGGAAGGAGUGAGAAAUUUUAUCGAAGAUGGUUCACGUAUUUAAGUAGAAGAAAAUUCGGAAACGAAAGAGAGAUUCCCGUGAACGAAAAUACGAAGUUUGCUUCGGAGAUAUUCGUGCUCCAGGAUUGUUUCGUCACCCCGAGCAGCUGAUUCGGAAGAUUUGUACAAGAAAAAGGAAAAUAACCGAAGCUAACGAUAACAGUUUUUAUUUCGAUGUCUAACUGUAUUUUUGAAUUGAGGAACAUUUCAUAAUAAUAAUAAAAUUCCUGGC
Molecule: messenger RNA, 1576 nt
Organism: Centruroides sculpturatus (bark scorpion)
Lineage: Eukaryota; Metazoa; Arthropoda; Arachnida; Scorpiones; Buthidae
Exons: 2
Coding region: 568-1455 (295 amino acids)
Biological process (GO): neurogenesis
Cellular component (GO): cytosol; P-body
Source: RefSeq, a predicted model, not a curated record